Molecule: messenger RNA, 1035 nt
Organism: Rattus norvegicus (Norway rat)
Lineage: Eukaryota; Metazoa; Chordata; Mammalia; Rodentia; Muridae
Gene: Ndufaf6
Product: NADH:ubiquinone oxidoreductase complex assembly factor 6
Exons: 9
Coding region: 12-1013 (333 amino acids)
Cellular component (GO): cytoplasm; mitochondrial inner membrane
Source: RefSeq, marked validated
AAGAAGGUGUCAUGGCGACCUCCAUGCUGGGAUCAGUCCCCGGUCCAAGGCCGUUCGGUUUGGCUGGUCUGUUCCGUCGCCGACCGCCUCGGGAUCCGUGGGAACGUGUGCGGCGCCUGCCGAGGCUCUCGGCAGUCCGGCGCAGCGUGGCUGCAGCCAGCGGGCCGGGCAUCCCGGAUUCCCACCUCUAUUGCCUGGAGCUGCUGAGGAAACGGGAUUAUGAAAGCUACUUGUGUUCCUUACUGUUCCCUGCAGAGUGUCAAAGGUCUGCUUCUGCACUGCGGGCCUUCAAUGUGGAACUGGCUCAGGUUAAGGACUCGGUCUCUGAGAAAACAAUUGGCCUGAUGCGCAUGCAGUUCUGGAGAAAAGCUGUGGAAGACAUGUUCUGUGACAACCCGCCACACCAGCCAGUGGCCAUGGAGCUCUGGAAGGCUGUCAAGAGACAUAACCUAACUAAAAGGUGGCUCCUGAGAAUCAUCGAUGAAAGAGAGAAAAACCUGGAUGACAAAGCAUACCGCAGCAUCCGGGAACUUGAAACCUACGCUGAGAACACGCAGAGUUCCCUGCUCUACCUGACACUGGAGGUGCUGGGCGUGAAGGAUGUUCAUGCAGAUCAUGCUGCAAGCCACAUUGGAAAGGCACAAGGCAUUGUGACAUGCUUGAGAGCAACUCCCUAUCACAGUAGCCGGAGACAAGUAUUCCUGCCCAUGGAUGUGUGUGUACAGCAUGGUGUUUCACAAGAAGACUUUCUACGGAGAAAUCAAGAUAAAAAUGUGAGAGAUGUAGUAUAUGACAUUGCCAGCCAGGCACACUUGCACCUAAAGCAUGCGAGGUCCUUCCACAGUCGCGUUCCUGCCGAAGCAUUUCCUGCUUUUCUUCAGACGGUUUCUCUAGAGGACUAUUUAAAGAAAAUCCAGCGAGUGGACUUUGAUAUAUUCCAUCCGUCUUUACAGCAGAAGAAUACGUUACUUCCGUUAUCUUUAUAUAUUCAAUCAUGGAGAAAAAGAUACUAAAAUGUUUUAUGUUGCUGAUUUA